Molecule: messenger RNA, 1393 nt
Organism: Radiomyces spectabilis
Lineage: Eukaryota; Fungi; Mucoromycota; Mucoromycetes; Mucorales; Radiomycetaceae
Exons: 4
Coding region: 244-1047 (267 amino acids)
Source: RefSeq, a predicted model, not a curated record
UGACAAUGGAGGGCAUAUUCUGUAUUCUUUUUACUAGCCUUUCUUUCUUUUGUUUCUUUUUCUUUCUUUUUUCAUCUCGUACCCGGUUUUCUUAUUUUUCUAUUUAUCAAUUCGAUCCAUGGCCAAGACGACUCGUCGCGGUCCUGCAUUUGAAAUCCGUUUUUGUGAUAACAAUAUUGUCCAAGUCUUUGAUUUAUCCCGACGCCAGUGUCCAGCCGAAUCUCAGUUAUUGCCGAGUGGUAAAUGAUCUCCGCCUCAUCCACCUCAUCCGUCUCAUCCUACAAGGAAGAGGAUGUGCUGAAAGGCCGACUUCGGUAUUCGAAACUUGGAGGAAACGAACUCGCGCCCUACAUUGAUCUGCAGGAUUUUAAUCACGCUCGAUCGACACCGCCCAAUCGUAGAAACAGUGUGGCUCCGCAACCCAAUCCGACCCAUGUUCUGCCUGCAGUGGCCAGACGACAAUGGGAAGAACAAGAAAGAGAACGACUAAUGAUUCAGGAAGCCCAAGACGCCGUCGAUAAAGCCAUGGCCCGACGGCAAAAAAUUCAAGCUUUGCGAGAACAAGCAAGACAAAGAAAACAACACCCACUCACCACCAUCGCCACCGAAUUCAAGACAGUAGAAAACACAGGGGAUGACCAUCACGAUACUGCCACCGACCUGGUGCAGAUGGAACCCAAUGUUUCGUCACCGUCGGGUCAGGACAACUCGGAGGUUGAACAAGUCGUCGAUGUACCGUAUAUCCAACCUCCUUCGCCCGCUUUCACAGUAGACGAACGACAUUAUUCUCGAGACAGUGGAUUUCAACCCACGUUACCCCAGGAAUCCAUACCAUUUUCUUCCUCCAACACCUUGAUGCGCACACCUUCCCACCGCAGUACGCUGACCCAGCAUCAAACACCCGUCACCUCAGUCCAUAUGCAGUCCGAACGGCCGGGCCUUUCAACAGCUGUAGAUCCUCAACCAAUCCUUCAUUAUACCCGCCACGACCGCCACGACAGACGAGCCGACCAACCUUCUGCCCAAUCUUGCUGUAUUAUUUCAUAAACUUUAUUGUCAUUUUUUCAUCAUGUAUAUUUUUUUCUAGAUUCAUCAUAGAGCAUUAAAAUCAUCCCUUUCCUUUUUAUUUUUUCAGAUAAACCAAUUCAAACGAGGACGGCUAUAGCGAAUCCAAAUGCGCUCUCCUUUUCUGCAUGUUAAAAAGAUGUGAACCUUCUUAUCCCUGCCUCCUGCAGUGAAAAACUAUUCUUCCCAGGACAAAAACAGAGUCUAGGAGAUUUUUCGUUAUGUGCAAGUAUCAUGGCCGAUCGAUAGAAAACAUACUAUAAUAUUGAGAAGCUCAUGCGUUAUCGAAUGCAUUCAGUAAUUAGCUGCCUGAUACAGCAAAACAAAU